AUGGACACCAUUGAGAAAUCGGACGCGCCCAAGCAGACGGGCCGGGUCGACCUCGCCUCGCAAGAUGGCCAGGCAGACCAAGUCACCGACGAGCUCUACCUGACCAAGAACGGGCUGAAGCUGUUCCCUCAACCGGUCAGGGAGGAUGCCCUCGACCCCCUGAACUGGUCCUUUGUGCAGAAGCAUGUCAUCCUCGCCAUCAUCAUGGCGCUAUACUUCAUGUUCACCUACAUAACGACCACCACCGUGCCCUCGUUCCCCAUCCUCCAGGAAAAGUACGGCAUCGAUCUCGCACAGGUCAACUGGACCGUCGCCAUCCCCGCCCUCGGCCUCUCCCUAGGUCCCCUCGUCUGGGCGUCCCCGGCUGACAUUCUCGGUCGACGACCCAUCUUCAUCAUCGGCACCCUCAUCGCCCUGGCCUCGACCGUCGGCGCCGCGCUCGCCCCCAACUACAGCGGCUACGCGGCCGCUCGCUUCUUCCAGGGCUUUGGCGUCAGUCCCGCGUCCAAUGUCGGCCUGGCCAUCAUCGACGACAUCUUCUUCGAGCACGAGCGUGGCCAAAAGGUGGGCCUGUGGGUGCUUGCCAUUGACUUGGGCCUCCUCGUCGGGCCCCUCAUCGGCGGCUUCGUGAGCACCGUGGGCGACGAGUGGAUCCAGUGGCUCUGUGCCAUCCUCUUUGUUGUCAUCCUCGUCUUGGAGGUGGCCUUUCUUCCCGAGACGCUGUACCCGCGUCGCCUGAUGCAGGCCAGGUACGAGAGCAGGGGUGCCAUCAAUGAGAAGAGCCCCCGGAACAUGGAAACCGCCGUCGACGACAACGGACCCAGGCGCACCAAGUCACUCGCGCUGGCCAACGUCAUGCCCGUGCCUGGCGUCAAGCACCCCAAGCCCUGGGACACGCUGAUCCGGUUCGUCAAGACGUUCAAGUACCUCGUCGUCACCGUGUCCAUCAUGGCCUACUGCUUUGGGUGGUACUGGUGGGUGCUGUCCGUCGUGACGCUGAUUCCCAUUGCGUACCCGACAUUCUCGCCCCAGAGUCAGGGACUCCUCUACAUUGGCCUCAUUGUUGGCACCAUUGUCUCCGAGGUUCUCUGCUCCGGCCGACUCAGCGAUUGGCUCAUCAUACAGCUCGUCAAGCGCUCCGACCGCCCCAAGACACCCGAGAUGCGCCUGUGGUUCGCGUACCCUGCUGCGGUACUGACGGCCGUCGGCAUGAUCGUCUGGGGCGUCAGCGUCGACAAGGGCUACCACUGGAUGGUCGGGCAGGUGGCCCUGGCUUUGUUCGGCGCUGGCAUCCAGAUGGGCAACGCGGCCGUGUGCUCGUACGUCUUUGACGCCUACCCGCUGCAGAGCAUGGCGACCAUGACCUUUUACGCCGUCAUGCUCAACAUGUCGGCCUUUAUCGACCCCUUCUUCAUCGUCCCCUGGGUCGAGGACGCCGGCUUCACGUGGACCUUUGCCGGCCACGCGCUCAUCACCGUCUUCUUCAGCGUGCCCUGCCUCGCGGCUGUGCACUGGUUUGGGGGGCGCCUGCGGGAGAGGGCUGGGCCGCCGACGUGGGUGAACCCCGAGUUCAGCCAGGGGGACUAG
Emericellopsis cladophorae is the source of this 1587-nucleotide messenger RNA. RefSeq names its product MFS transporter. Gene Ontology annotation, molecular function: transmembrane transporter activity. Lineage: Eukaryota; Fungi; Ascomycota; Sordariomycetes; Hypocreales; Bionectriaceae. Gene Ontology annotation, biological process: transmembrane transport. The record is from RefSeq and is a predicted model, not a curated record. Bases 1 to 1587 code for a protein of 528 amino acids. The transcript has 4 exons.